Molecule: messenger RNA, 1032 nt
Organism: Trypanosoma rangeli
Lineage: Eukaryota; Euglenozoa; Kinetoplastea; Trypanosomatida; Trypanosomatidae
Exons: 1
Coding region: 1-1032 (343 amino acids)
Source: RefSeq, a predicted model, not a curated record
AUGCGCUGCGGGCGAUUGGCUCUCCUGCUGGCCCCAAAGCAGGCGCUUGUCAGCACAGGAGGCAAGGCGGCAUCCUCCACCUCCCACGCCUUGCCGCUGCGGCGGCUGGUGGGAGCUGCAACUCUCAGCACAGCCCCGGCGGCGGGGCGGCGUGUGGGCGCGUUGGACGCACACUGCCGCCUUCGCACGCGAGGCACGUCGUCGGAGUCGUCAACGCCUAUGACCGAGCGGGCAUUCGACAUUUUUGAGGGCAACAACAAACAGGCCUGGCUGGACCUCAAAACUGGAUGGUGCCACCUGUGCCAGGAACCACUGGGUGCGACGAUGGGCGUGCACAUUGGCGAUCGCGACCACACCAACUUGCAAUACUUUCUUUUCCUCUACGCCGCCCACGCACGGAGAUGGUCAGGAGAAGAAAUCCUGCGGUCUUGUAUGCUGACGGUGCCCAGCGUCCACCGCUACGCCACCCGGCACACAACGUGGGAUCAUCUGCACGUCAUGGAUGAUGCGAUGCGGCGCGCGGAACUGGAGGCGCUUUUGUUUUUUUUAACGCAACCCCCCCAUCAAGCCUUAUCACAUGUCCUACAAGGACGUAGCCCGUUUGGUUUUUGGUAUAGCGGUGAACGGAUGUGGAAGCUGCGCAUUUCACGCCUUGUCACGCAGCUGUUUCCUCCGAUAUCUGCGGGAAUGAUGACAAACUUCACGCAGAAGUGCUGGGGCAGAAGUAACGGGGAACGCAUGUACGAUGCCCUCCGUCUGCAGCGCAUCAAGGCCUACUUUGGUUGGCAGCCGUAUGAGAGCAAAGAGAAGAAGGCCUUUUUUGUUCGUCAACUGCUGUGGGAGCUGCUCUCGGUUGAGACGCGUGAUGAGGUGGACGAGUUUACAAAGCAUAUGGCAGACUUGGCACUGCAGCGCAUGGCAUUUGAGAUGGUAUUCCUGCAGUCCAUGGAGUACAUGCACAAAGUACAGUACGUGUAUGAGCUCAUGGGCAGGCCCACGAUGGAGGAGCUUGCGGCAAUGAAUUUACUGUAG